AAACUACAGUUUGCCGAGUUGCAGUUCUCCUGUGCCAAGUUGCAUCAGAUAAUAAAAGGUAUAAAAGCCGGUUCAAGUGAAACGUUUUAUCUUUCUCUUUCAGAGAUUGGAAGUUUUAUGGUGUUUCCGGUACGCUGACAGCAGGAGACAAGACGAACCGUCCAGAUGAAGCUGUUUGUGAGUGAAGGCAGUCCGCAGUGUGUGAAAGUGUUGGCAGCGCUCGUGCACACAGGGGUGACAUGUGACGUGCAGAUGCUCAGCCACGAGGAAAGCGUGGUGUCCUUCCUGAGUCACCCAGUCCUCCCAGCUUUGCUGCUACCCAGCGGCCAGCAACUGUUCAGUGCUAAUGCCAUCUGCCAAUAUCUGUUUGAGGUUGGCGGGAACGAGAUCACUGAUGCCAGCAGGCAAUUAUUGGAAUGGGAAGCUACAGAAUUGCAGCCUGUGCUGCUUCAGGCCCUCCAUGUGGCCAUGCUGCAGGGGAAGAAGAGCGAGGCCGGCACACUGCUGAAAAACCCUCUGAGCUGGCUGGAGCAACAUCUGGGUGAAAAAAACACACAGUUUCUAACUGCAGAGACAGUCGGAGUUGCAGAUAUCGUCUUGUGGGCAGCACUGUACCCCGUUCUGUCUGACUCAGCUUUGGAAGCCGGUGAGCUGCGUUCUGUUCGAGGCUGGUUUGAGCGUGUAAGUCCCCUCCCAGCAUGCACCAAAGCAGUUCAGAAGAUUCUGCCUGGGAAGGAGCUUAAUGCUAUGAAGAAUUUCCUUCAAAAGCAACCAGCACCACAUGCACAGCGAAGGGAAAACCUGCCCAGUGAGAUCGAAGACACAGAGCAUGUGAUGACCGAAGAGGAGAUCGAGGUAGCCGCUCAGGCUUGGAGUAAAGGACUACCAGAGUGUGAUGAGCCCGUAAAAAGGCAACACCCUAUUUUACCUAAGGAAGGGAAGCGUAAUGUGCUGGUAACCAGCGCACUGCCGUACGUCAACAACGUGCCUCAUCUUGGCAACAUCAUCGGUUGCGUGCUCAGCGCUGAUGUGUUCUCCAGAUAUGGCCGUUUGCGUGACUGGAACCUGCUGUAUGUGUGCGGGACAGACGAGUAUGGCACCGCAACAGAGAAUAAGGCUCUUGAGGAGGGUAUAACGCCCCAACAGAUCUGCGACAAAUACUUUGCAGUUCACAGUGCCAUCUACAAGUGGUUCCAGAUCGACUUUGACUAUUUCGGCCGCACCACCACUCAGCAACAGACAGAAAUUUCACAGAACAUAUUCUUUCGUUUAUAUGAGCGGGGAUUUCUGCACGAGGACAUAGUGGAGCAGCUGCGCUGUGAGAACUGCCAGCGCUUCCUAGCUGAUCGCUUUGUGGAGGGUGUGUGUCCUAACUGCAAAUAUCCCGAAGCCAGAGGGGACCAGUGUGAUAAGUGUGGCCGACUCAUUAACGCUGUGGAUCUCAAGGAUCCGCAGUGUAAGGUGUGUGGACAGACUCCUGUGAUUCGCACAUCUAAGCACUUGUUUCUCGACCUUCCCAAGCUAGAAGGAGAGCUGGAGACAUGGCUGGAGCAGUCUUGUAAUACUGGUGACUGGACAGCGAACGCUAAGCAGAUCACUCGCUCAUGGAUAAGAGACGGCCUGAAGCCACGCUGCAUCACACGAGAUCUGAAGUGGGGGACACCUGUACCACUCCCAGAAUAUAGUGAGAAGGUGUUUUACGUCUGGUUCGAUGCCCCCAUCGGCUACCUCUCCAUAACGGCCAACUACACCAGCGAAUGGGAGAAAUGGUGGAAGAACCCACAACAGGUGGAGCUGUACAACUUCAUGGCAAAAGACAAUGUUCCAUUCCACAGUGUGGUGUUCCCAUGCUCUCUGCUCGGCUCACAGGACAACUACACGCUUGUCAACCAUCUCAUCGCUACAGAAUAUUUGAACUAUGAGGAUACAAAGUUCUCAAAGAGCCGUGGCAUUGGAGUGUUUGGAGACAUGGCUAAGGACACCGGCAUUCCGUCUGAUGUUUGGCGUUUCUACCUGACAUACGUGAGACCUGAGGGCCAGGAUUCCACCUUCUCUUGGGCUGACCUGGCUCUGAAGAACAACUCGGAACUGCUCAAUAACCUGGGCAAUUUUAUCAACAGGGCAGGCAUGUUUGUGAGUAAGUUCUUUAAUGGCUGUGUGCCGGAGAUUGUUCUGCAGGAUGAAGACAAGCGUCUUAUCGCUCAGGUGUCCUGGGAGCUUAAGCAGUACAUCCAGUUGCUGGACAAAGUCAGGAUUCGUGAUGCCCUGAAGAGCAUUCUCAACAUCUCCCGCCAUGGCAACCAGUAUAUUCAGAGUAAUGAACCCUGGAAGAAGAUCAAAGGAGGAGAUGUGGACAGGAAACGUGCAGGCACAGUAACCGGCGUGUCGGUGAAUGUGGCGUGUCUCCUUUCUGCAGUGUUGGAGCCGUACAUGCCCACAGUCAGUCAGACCAUCCGUGCCCAGCUGCAAGCUCCAGAUAAUUGUGCCACUGCCAUGCUGGGUGCUGAGGGCUGUUUCCUCCGAAGCCUUCCAACCGGCCACCAAAUCGGCACGGUCAGACCUUUGUUCCAGAAGCUGGAGCCUGAGCAAAUUGAGAUACUGAGAAAGAAAUUUGGAGGACAACAGCCGGAGGAGGAGACCCCUACGGGAAAGACGGGUCCCAGUAACAAGAUAAGCCCCACAGAGACCAAGUCUCCCACUGCCGCCGAACCUAACGCCAGUAAAGGAAAUAAGUGACAAGAGGAGGAGUAGGAAUGAGGAGACCAUUGUUUGGGUGUACCAUAUGAAGUUACAUUGUGCAGGGAUUUUUAUUUUAUUUUUUUAAAGAAUCAUUGUGAAUGAACGUAUAACAAGAAUCAAGUUGACGUUACUGCUGCCAAGGCCACCAUGUUAACAUCAUAAUAAAACUGCUAAUGUAGUAAUGCAA
Molecule: messenger RNA, 2926 nt
Organism: Tachysurus vachellii
Lineage: Eukaryota; Metazoa; Chordata; Actinopteri; Siluriformes; Bagridae
Gene: mars1
Product: methionyl-tRNA synthetase 1
Exons: 22
Coding region: 166-2736 (856 amino acids)
Biological process (GO): methionyl-tRNA aminoacylation
Cellular component (GO): cytosol; aminoacyl-tRNA synthetase multienzyme complex
Molecular function (GO): ATP binding; methionine-tRNA ligase activity
Source: RefSeq, a predicted model, not a curated record